Messenger RNA from Penicillium taxi, 225 nucleotides. Its product is annotated as DNA-directed RNA polymerase core subunit RPB10. Gene Ontology annotation, molecular function: DNA binding; DNA-directed RNA polymerase activity; zinc ion binding. The record is from RefSeq and is a predicted model, not a curated record. Gene Ontology annotation, biological process: transcription by RNA polymerase I; transcription by RNA polymerase II; tRNA transcription by RNA polymerase III. Bases 1 to 225 code for a protein of 74 amino acids. Gene Ontology annotation, cellular component: RNA polymerase II, core complex; RNA polymerase III complex; RNA polymerase I complex. The transcript is spliced from 4 exons. Lineage: Eukaryota; Fungi; Ascomycota; Eurotiomycetes; Eurotiales; Aspergillaceae.
AUGAUUAUCCCCGUGCGCUGCUUUUCUUGUGGAAAGGUCGUUGGUGACCUGUGGGAGCGCUACCUGCAGUUGCUUGACGAAGGUGUCCCUGACGGUGAUGCUAUGGACCAACUCGGCCUUCGCCGCUAUUGCUGCCGCCGAAUGGUUAUGACCCACGUUGAUCUCAUCGAGAAGCUCCUCCGCUUCAACUCGGCUGAGAAGGAUCGUGUGAAGCCCGACAAUUAA